GAACUUUCACUCGUCUCACAGCACCCGCCUCGUGCGCUCGCACCCGAGUCCAUGACAAGUGACAAUCGCUGAGGGCCGUCACGAUCCCCUGCCUGCGCGGGCGCCUUCCCCCGCACAUCGGCAUCAGAGGGAAUCGCAGACAACCAGCACACUGGGCGCUGCCCCUCGAUGAUUUAGCACACGGCCACUACACGAGACGACAACACCUGCCCCGCCUCGCUCGAAAGUCCUUGUCUUUUGUAAAUCUAGAGACGUAAUCGACACUUGCGAAAUUAUCCACCGAGAGCCGAGAAUCGAAAAUCGAAAAUCGAAAAUCGAGAAUCGAGAAUCGCGACUCUGCGCCUCCAGAGGGGCGGCAUGUCUCACAACCCACACCUCUCUCCCCACGGACAAGCUGCACCUGCAUCUCCGGCAGAAUAUGGGGUAGCAUUGCCUGCGAGUCGGGCUUUAUCGCAGUCUCGGUCGGCGGAUUCACCUUCGGAAGGAGCAGGUUCGGCCGGUCUGGCGGCUAGCGAAGCGAUGCCGAACUCAACCAAGCUCACUUUCAAGGAGCGAUGGGCUGUCAACGCCUCCGAGUCUCAAUUCAACGCGCUUGCCGGCGCAAUAGGCGGUUUCACAUCGGGCAUCGUCACCUGCCCGCUCGACGUCAUCAAGACAAAACUGCAGGCCCAGGGCGGCUUUGCCAGGCAAGGAUCACGGCACCCGAGGAUCUACAAGGGGCUGUUUGGAACAGCUAGUGUCAUUUGGAAUCAAGAAGGGAUCAGGGGCUUGUAUAGGGGCCUGGGGCCCAUUAUCAUGGGUUAUUUGCCGACGUGGGCGGUGUGGUUCACAGUCUACAACAAGACGAAGCGGUUGCUGGGUGAAUAUCAGACAAACAGUUUUGUUGUCAACUUCUGGUCUUCGAUCGUGGCCGGCGGCAGUAGCACCAUCGUCACGAAUCCUAUCUGGGUCAUCAAGACCCGCCUCAUGUCACAGUCGACCAGCCACGACAGGACACAGUUUUCGCUCUUCCCUAGAAGUGCCAACACACCAACAUCACGCCCGGCCCUGCAUCAGCCAUGGCACUACAAGUCCACAUGGGAUGCGGCACGCAAGAUGUACACGACAGAGGGCAUUCUUUCAUUUUACUCCGGUCUCACGCCGGCCCUUCUCGGCCUUACCCACGUGGCCGUGCAGUUUCCCGCUUACGAGUAUCUCAAGGUGAAGUUCACCGGCCGGGGUAUGGGUGCAGCUGUCACAGAAGGCGAGGACGACAAAGCCCACUGGUUCGGCAUACUGUCGGCCUCCAUAAUGUCGAAAAUACUGGCCAGCAGCGCGACAUACCCACACGAAGUCAUCCGUACAAGGCUACAAACACAACGUCGGCCGAUCCCAGGACACGAAUACAUGGAGGGCUUAGGCGGCGUCCAGCCCGGGGUGAACGGGGCUUCUCAGCAACCGCAGUCCGGGCCUAAGUACAAGGGAAUCAUCUCGACGUUCCGGAUCAUGCUUCGCGAGGAGGGCUGGCGGGCAUUUUAUGCCGGUAUGGGCACCAACAUGAUGCGCGCUGUGCCGGCAGCGACGGUCACAAUGCUCACGUAUGAGUACGUGAUGCGCCACCUUAACCUCGCGCGCCUAGGCGGGAAAGAGAAGCUGCAGUUGCAGCAGCUUGAACAGCAAACGUUCCCGGGGCCAUAGGCCGACGGGCGAUUUGAAUCUCCGGGGCUACGACCUACCUUUACCUGAAGAGUCGGUGGGAUACGAAUCUCGCCAGCGUUUUCCUCCACCCUUUUCUCGGGCUCUUGAGCAUCAGUUUGGACCGUUUCGGUCCACGAUCUGUGCAGGAGGCAUCCUAGCCGCCUCUUGGUGGCCCGUUUCCCAUACCCACGACAGCGGCAGGCAACGGAGCUGGCAUAUUGUACCCAUUGAAGAGUAAAUGGGUAUCUUGCUUUGCACGAUAAUCGCGUUAGCCUCGAAACGGCGCGCGGUUCCGUGAUAGAUUUGGGCGGGCGUUGUGUUUAGCGACCGGAUCGACAAGCAUGCAUGCAAGCAAGCGGAACACCCUCAUUCAUUUCUCCCGGACCGACGAGUCUUCCUUUUCUUUUCUUUCCUAUUCUUUUUUUGCUCUACCGCCUCUAUUUUCGGACGGCUGGGCGGGCUGGCAUCUCUUGCAUCCCUGAUUUAGGCGCACUGGGUGGGCAGUUGAGCUACUUUCCUCAGAGGUCCCGGUUUCAGCUGGGCCCCAGGCUUACUCGGCUUUGGGUUUUCUGUUUGCAUGCAGCAAGCAAGCAUUGCGGCGUGUUGGGGAGGGGCCAUGCAUACACUGGCGGAUGGAGAGAGAGAGAGGUAAGGAAGGGUUGGGCUAGAAUACGGCCCUGCUGGGCUGUGGUUCACAUUGUACAUAUACAUACGCACAGGUAUAGAGGAUGGCCGUAGGCGUUUUGCGGCAGCACGGAGGAGCAAUCCGAGGUAUGAUGUGCCGACCUACGCGGAGUGAAGAAAGCCGUGUCUCGA
This is a messenger RNA of Thermothelomyces thermophilus ATCC 42464, 2493 nucleotides long. RefSeq lists its product as uncharacterized. The record is from RefSeq and is a predicted model, not a curated record. The coding region runs from base 358 to 1677 and encodes 439 amino acids. Gene Ontology annotation, cellular component: mitochondrion. The transcript has 2 exons. Gene Ontology annotation, biological process: pyrimidine nucleotide import into mitochondrion. NCBI's taxonomy places the organism in Eukaryota, Fungi, Ascomycota, Sordariomycetes, Sordariales, Chaetomiaceae. Gene Ontology annotation, molecular function: pyrimidine nucleotide transmembrane transporter activity.